This is a messenger RNA of Brassica rapa (field mustard), 4012 nucleotides long. Its product is annotated as putative zinc finger CCCH domain-containing protein 10. Gene Ontology annotation, molecular function: metal ion binding; mRNA binding. NCBI's taxonomy places the organism in Eukaryota, Viridiplantae, Streptophyta, Magnoliopsida, Brassicales, Brassicaceae. The record is from RefSeq and is a predicted model, not a curated record.
UAUAUGAAUAUAAAUGUUACAAGAGAUCUUCAAAGAGUACUUCUAUUACAAACUAUAAAAAUAUUAUAUAGACAACUAUACAACUGAUAAUUUUAAUAGUAUACUCCAUCAUAAAUUAUGAAAGAUUCACUCAUGACAUAGCACUUUUACUUAUACUAUAUUAGAGAGAUCUCAUGCAAUCUUUUCUCUAUUAAUUAUAUAUUUCAUCUUAUGUGAAACUUGAAAUUCGGACCUCCUAAUAUAUAAAUAUUUAUUAACUUAUGAUCAAACCACAGAGCUGAUUUCCUCUUGUGUUAUAUCUUUAACCCAUUGUUUUCACUCUUUAAGGAAAUAUAUUUUGGAUUCAGAACAAAAACGUAGAAACCAAAGAACUAAUAUUAACAGUAGGCCAAAAACAAUUAUCCCAUAAAUCCUACAAAUUUAUGUUCUGUAGAUAUAUAAAAUUGUGGGAUCUGUUGUAUAAUUGUAACUUUUUAACAAAUAAUUGUAACUUUAAGAAGUAAAAUUUUAAUUUUAACAAACAGCUGGGGUACUCAAGCAUCUCCUGCGAGUUUGAUUCAGCGCAAAUCAUCCAAGAUGUUUGAAAGUAGAAAUAUAUUCUGAUCAUAUCUAAAAUUUAGACGCCAAUACUCUUGUAUUUUUUUACUAAGAGAAAGAAUCAUAUACGUAUUAGUAAAGUUAUUUGGUAUGCUGAAAAUGAUAUUUUGAAAUGCAAUUUAUGAUGUUGAAACUCUCUUGCUCUAUUGGUUUAACUAAAUAUUCAUUAAUGUUUCUAUACAAUGAAGUAUGAAUUUUAAGUUCUAGGGAAAGAGAACUAUAUGAAUAUAAAUGUUACAAGAGAUCUUCAAAGAGUACUUCUAUUACAAACUAUAAAAAUCUUAUAUAGACUUAAAAUUCAUACUUCAUGGUAUAGGUUAGUGAAACAGGUCCUGGCCGAUGAGCUUGUCUUUAUGUCUAUCACCUAACUUUGAGAUUCAUUUGAUAUAGGUUUGUGUUAAAAAAACAGCAUUUUAAUAAAAUAACAAUUAAUUGUUGUUUUAGAAUGAUAAUUUAAUUGAAUCAACAACAUUUCUCUCAAUUUGGUUUAUAAAACAUCAAAUCGAAGAAUAUAUUUUUAUUGGGACCAUAGACAAUUUAAUAAAAACUUUAAUAACUUAAUAUUUAUAAUUAAACAGAUAUAAAAAAGUAUGUGUAUUAACUUAAAACUGGGGAUACAAAUUUGGGGGCAACACCAAAUGUUUUAUUGAUUUAUGCCUAGGACCGCCCAUGAUUCUUAUUAGAGCUGUUUAAGUUAGUUUUCUUCUGAUGAACCCCACAGUAGGGUUGGAUCUGGGCACAACCUAAUAAAAUAUCAGCCUUCGUCUCUGACGUCAACCAUAGCGUGCUUUUCAUAGUUCGAUUGGCUCUCCUUGCUGCUUUCGAUGUCGACUUCUGGGAUUUUGAGGAUAACCCCUGUAAUGGCGUCAACUGCUUUCAAGGAGCUUUCUCUUGUUGGUUCGGUCGCUUGUUUUCCAAGGAGUUUCACUUCUCCUUCAGUUCUUCAUUUCCCUUCUCCCAAGCUUCAGAAGAUAACUUCUUCAUUUACUUGCUGUCUCUGCCGCAUCCAUUGUGUCGUGUAGCCGGAUGGGGAGCUGCAUUUACCGGCUGCGCUUGACAGUAACUUGUGCUUUCACUUUCAGCGGUGUUUCCUCAGGUCUACAUUUUUGUCGUCUGCCACAUUAGCUUGAGCCCGUUUUUCAGCUUCUUCCUCCUCUAGUGGAGCUCCAGUCGCCUUUUUCGAUCCCUGCUUGAGCCACUUCGGUGAGUGCUUGACUGAACUUGCCUCUAGCUAUUCUCUUGAUGGUCUGGUUACUCUAGUUGUCAGGAAGCGCUUGGGUGGGGAAUUUAAUUUGAUGUCUGUUGUCCUAUAAUGUUUAUUAACUUCAAAGUUCAUCAUCCUUGGCAAGCUUUGAGUUAAUCUCUUUGUGUCUUGGGGGUUUUUUAAAACUUUUUGCGGCCCCUAAGAUUCAGAAUGGCUUUAGAGUAGAAUCUGGUCGCGAUCCAUUUUGUAACCAAACCUUCUUGAUUAAUGACAUUUACAAUUUAGCAAAAAAAAGUUAUCGGUCUUCAUUUUUAAAAAAUUCUGGAAGCUUUUUAUAUGAGUACUGUAUAUAGAUUUCCAAAUUGCAAAAAAAAAUUAUUAUAUUAUUAAAAAUGUUUAUAGCUUCUAAAAUUUCACAUCAGGCCAGGGCCCAGAUAAAUUCUGAAUCAGAGAGGCAUAUCAGAACUAGCCAACUAGGGUUUAAGAAAAAGAAGGCGAUGGGUUUUAGGAGGAAUCAAUAAACGAUGGACUUACGUUCAAAAUAAAAAACAUGGACUACACUCCGGAUCCUUUGGUCACAAGGAAUGCAAUGCAAUGUAUUUUUUGGUUAAGAGAUUAAUGAAAGUACAAAUGCAUUGUAUCUUUAAUUCGUUAUUUUGACCUUAACAAAAAUAAUAUUAGCGCACUAAUUUUCAAAAAUAAAUAGAUAAAGUUUCAAAAGUAUGUUCUUUUGAAACUUUCAGAAAAUUAUCAAAAUUUUAUGUCUAGAUUUUUUCCCUUUUGUUUCCCAUUUUACUUAUGACCAUUCCAAACAUUCUUUCAAUAUGCCAAUCAUACAUUAGUUGCAUCUUUACAUUCAGAAAUCGGUUUGAUAUUUUUAUUUCCUACUGGAAAUCUGACGGAUUAACUCGAAACGAUCUUCUUGAUCUGUUAGUUAACAAGCAAAGCGAUCUUGUAGGGGUUGAAAGACGAGAGUGCCUGCCUUUUUCUUUCAGGUGGGACUUUCUCACCCUUCUUGGUUCCUGCAAUUCCUUAGGUGUGAAUCAAUGAAUUUCUGUGUUAAAUACUUGUAAAAUGACAACUAAUUUAUGGUGAUUUGGUUAGACAAAUUGGAGACAUAUAUUAUACUUUAUUAGAUAAAUCCAAAGUUGGACUAAUCGUUAGUAUUGUUAGCCUAAAUAUUAGUUGGAUUUCGGCCCAUACAUUUUAUAGUUAAUAGAGAAAAAAGAAAAACGCAUCGUUUUAUCUAAUAUUAUGUGUCGUUUAUUCUAGAAAUCAACUUAAUUUGGGGGAGGGGGAGGGGGGGGGGGUUAUAAAACAUAAAAUGACAUAAGUAAUCAUUUAGAAAAUAAAAUUAGGUGAUGCCCAAAAAAUUAGGUUUUUCAUUGUCAUUGAGCAAGGAUUUUGCUUUUGAAAGCGAUUCAACAUUUCUGCUAUAAGGCAUGAUGGUGGAAUCAAGUGAGUAUCCAGUUCGUCCUGGUAUAAAAGAUUGUCAGUUUUAUCUAAGAACUGGUAGAUGCGGCUACGGAGAAAAUUGUUGCUACAAUCAUCCAAAGGAGAUACCAACAGGGAAGAUUAAUAUGCCAAAGUGUAAGUUUUUUCUGAGAGGAAAAUGUAAGAACGGCUCACAUUGUGAUUUUGAUCACUCAAAGGAAGGGGAUCGUGCAGAACAUACGCGUCAGGGCCAGAAAAGAUACAGAACUGAGUCAACGUCAAGGUCAAGUCCAGAGAAGAGGAAACAUAGGCAGGGAGAUAUUGAGAAGCAGAGUACAGAGGCUGAAGACAUUCCGCAGGGAGAAAAACUGAGGGAGAUGCAAGCGAAUGAUAAUGAUCAACAGAAACUAGUGGAACAGAGAAAGAGAGAUAUUGAGAGGCAGAGGAGAGAGGCUCGUUUGAGUCUUGAGCAGAUCAAACCAACAGUUUAUUUUGAUGAAGCCAUUCGCAUCAGAGAGAUAUUAGCAGAAUUUGGAUUCAUACAUACAGAAGGCGAUGGAUUAUAAUAGUUACGAGGAUACAAAAGAGAAUUCCAGCUUCUUGGAACACAAGAAACUGAUGCGUUGUGAAGCUUUCGUAUUUUUAACCUCGUGGUUGUUGUAUUGAUUAAACUACAAUAAAUACUGAGAUUCGGAUACAUUUGAGCAUAUAUGCUCUGGAGAUAAGCCAGUAAAAACAAAAAGUAGAUCAAAAGUUAAUAUCAAAACUUUUAUUUUA